CACAUUCAAACACAACGAGCCACGUUCGUGGCGGACGGCUCUGGCAGCCGGACCGGAUAUGGUGCGCCUGUUUUGUGAGGCGGAGAAUCCCGGAGAGCGGGUAGAUUGGCUCCCAGUUCUCUAGUUGUUCGGAUGACAGCAGUCCCUCAUGGCGCUCAUUCAUGAACCUCGUGCCCCCUCUCCUUCUCUCUCUGGCUUCAACACACCCCUCUCCGAUCCUCCAUCAUUUCGGCGGCUCGAUGCAGAAACACCCUGCACCCCGGAAAUGGACCUGACCCCCACUCAGUGCGUCCUUCGCAACGUGCUCUCCAUAGAUACUGGCGGUGCUGUCGAGCCCGGGGGCGGAGAGGGUCAGACUACCGGGCACAACCAGACACCAGGCGAGGAACAGCAGGAGCACUUUGCGAACAGUGUCCUGAAGCUCCACGAGCAUGAUGGGAGUCCUGGAAGGACAGAGGGAGAGGGGCAGGAGCCGGACAGCAGCGCGGUCAGGAGCAUGUGUUCUGAUGCCAGGCUACAGUGCCAGUCUACCGGAGGGGGAGGGGGGUUUCUGGAGGGAUUGUUUGGGUGUCUGCGUCCUGUCUGGACUAUGAUUGGAAAAGCCUACUCCACAGAGCACAAACAUGACCUGGACGAGGCAUGGGAGGUCCCAUUCGAGGAGAUAUCGGACCUGCAGUGGGUGGGCAGCGGAGCCCAGGGUGCCGUCUUCCUGGGUAAACUGCACGGACAGGAGGUGGCAGUAAAGAAAGUGAGAAAUAUCAAAGAGACUGACAUCAAGCAUCUCCGCAAGCUCAAACACCCCAACAUCAUCACUUUCAAAGGUAUUUGUACCCAGGCUCCAUGUUACUGCAUCAUCAUGGAGUACUGUGCCCAGGGGCAGCUCUACGAGGUGCUGAGAGCAGGCAGGAAGAUCACUCCAUCCCUGCUCAUGGACUGGGCCAUGGGCAUCGCCGGGGGCAUGAACUAUCUUCACCUCCACAAGAUCAUCCACAGAGACCUCAAGUCACCAAACAUGCUGAUCACCUACGAUGACGCGGUGAAGAUCUCUGAUUUCGGCACGUCCAAAGAGCUCAACGACAAGAGCACCAAGAUGUCCUUUGCUGGGACGGUGGCCUGGAUGGCUCCUGAGGUCAUUCGCAACGAACCCGUCUCUGAGAAGGUGGAUAUUUGGUCAUUUGGCGUUGUGCUGUGGGAGAUGCUGACAGGAGAGGUGCCCUAUAAGGAUGUGGACUCCUCCGCUAUCAUCUGGGGAGUGGGCAACAACAGUCUACAGCUGCCUGUACCCGAUAGCUGUCCGGACAGCUUCAAACUGCUCCUGAGGCAAUGCUGGAACUGCAAGCCAAGAAAUAGGCCAUCGUUCCGACAGAUUCUCCUGCAUCUGGACAUCGCCUCAGCGGAUAUUUUAUCUACUCCACAGGAAACUUACUUUCAGUCUCAGGCGGAGUGGCGAGACGAGGUGAGGCACCACUUUGAGAAGAUCAAGUCGGAGGGGACGUGUCUGCACAGGCUGGACGAGGAGCUGAUCAAACGACGCAGAGAAGAACUCAGACAUGCACUGGACAUCCGGGAGCACUAUGAGAGGAAACUGGAGAGAGCCAACAAUCUCUACAUGGAGCUCAAUGCUAUCAUGCUGCAGCUGGAGAUCAAAGAGAAAGAACUGCUCAAGAGGGAGCAGUCACUGGACAAGAAGUACCCGGGCUGCUUCAAGCACCACAGUUCCAGACAGUCCGCCUCCUCCAACUCGAUGGAGAAACUGAUGAAGAAACGCAACGUACCUCAGAAACUGCCCUCACACAGCAAGAGGCCAGACUUACUAAAGUCAGAGGUUAUCCUCCCCAAACUGGACUCGUCCAUGACCCAGGUCACAAUACCCAACAAAGGCUCUACCUCCCCGGGCCGCUCACGCCGAGGAAAACCCCGCUACAGGAAGGCUGGAAAAGGCAGCAGUGGGGAUUUGGCUCAGCUAAAAGCCACUCUCUCUUCGUCUUUAGCAAUUGUCAAUGCCACCUCAUCUGUUCCAAGUUGCAAGCACCAUCUAGACCCCAGUGCAGCCCUCAGGGGCCUGCAGCAUGACCUGCUGCUCAAGAAGAUGUCCUCCUCCAGCCCCGAUCUCAUUUCAACCACCCUGGAGGCUGAAGGCCGGAGGAAGGGGCAGGUCAGGCCUGGCCUGGACAGAGCCGGCAGUCAGAGCGCCUCAGCCGGUCUGGGGGAGAGCAGAAUGACUGGAGGGCCGCAGGAAGGGCACGAUGUCGGUGUGGGUACUGACGAACUGGCAGAAACACCUCCACGCAGUGACACGCCCAGCGAAGACGCAGCUUCUAUUCCGUUCUCCAGCAGCCCCGAUUCACCGUGUGGCAGGGGAGCUGCUGCAGGCAGAGCGUCUGUGCUCGGGAGCACCCGUGUUCCCCACGAGGGUGAGGAGAAGGAGGAUGGAACGGUUAUCACGCGCUCACCCCGAAGUCAACGCCUCACACCUGCAGCGCUGCUCUACAGGGCAGCAGUGACACGCAGUCAGAGACGCGGAGUGUCCUCAGAGGAGGAAGAAGGAGAAGUGGACAGUGAAGUGGAGUUGCCGAGAAGACGGCGUCCCGUGAGCAUGAGCAAAUGCCAGUCCCUGUCAACGUUUAGCUCAGAGAACUUGUCGGUCUCGGACGGCGAGGAGGGAAACACCAGUGACCACUCCCACAGCGGCACACCGGACGUGGUCAGCACCAACACCGAUGAGCGUCUGGACGACAAGAGCGAUGACCUGCUGUCUCAGGGCUCAGAGAUUCCCGCCGACCCGUCUGACCCGACCCAGCUGGGCUCCGAUGGACUGUCUGAGAAGGAAGCUAUUCUACGACAAGUCAAGACCCACCUCACUUCAAGUGACCAUAAUUAUGAGGGCCAGUAUGAUGACUCGGACUGUGACAGUGCAGAGCUGGACCAUUCAGGCAGUGCAGAGCCCAGCCAACCUCCAACCAACUGGUGAAAACCCAACGUCUCAACCCACUCAGACACGCGCAGAUCUGGCCUCCGAAUGCCUCUUUCGCUCUCACAGACCUUAGAAAACACUGAGUCAUGAUCAGGGAUAUAGCGGAGGGGGCAGGAAAUGAAGGCCUGUCUCCUUCAAUCACAAGCAGCAACACAAAACAAAUCCUUGUUGAGUGGGAUCAAAAACCUGGAAAUAUCCUGGGGGAAAAAAAAAAAAGAAAAAAUCCCACUCUGUUUGAGAUAAAUGCAUCACAGGGAUGUGAAAGUGGAGUGGGGCACUAGCCAAGCUGACGGAGCAGCUCUGUUCCCUCCAUAGCAACUGGCCGAAGAUCAGCCUUGCAAAAACACAUCGAAUGACACCUCAGCGACAGAGGCCUCAGUCAAAAGAGGCCAUCUACACGACCGUCUGUUCACGUCUCUUGUCAUCUUCCAUGUCAGUGUGUAUUUUUAUCUCCGUCAUGAAAAUGUGUGUCGUGUUAUUUCAUGUCGUGUCAUAUGAGAACAUGUUAAUGAAAUCCUAUCAGGGCUUCUAUUAUAUGUUAACGUUUCAAUUGUCAGCAUUACUGGGACACCCACUGAUGUUGCUACUUGCACUUAAUUUAUGAAAUGUUCUGAUGUCGUUGUAAUCAUUGUGUCAUAUCCUCUCAAAAGAUUAUGCACUGACUAAUUUAUUGUUAAUUUACAGUGAAUUCAUUGACAUUUUAAAAAAAACAGUUUACAUUUUUCAUUUGUGUUGUUUACAUUUUUUAUUUACAUUUGUAAGAUGGAUUAUGUUGCCAUUUUCUACUUCUGUGUUUUAAUAUCGAUGUAAAUAUGAGAUGUUGUACAAUGAACAAAUUUUUAAAAUGUGAGAUUGUAUAAUUUAAAGGUGCUGAUGUUUUUAAUUAGGUGGAGCUACUCUAUUUGAACCUCAAAAAGCUUAUGGUAGUAGAAUGUACUGUAGCUGCUGUUCAUGUCUGAGCGUCGAAACACAGAGAAAAGAGGAACAACAGGUGAACAAAGAAAAAGCAAUAUGUCUGCUCUGGUACAGUAUGUCCUGUCAUA
Xiphias gladius (swordfish) is the source of this 4017-nucleotide messenger RNA. Its product is annotated as mitogen-activated protein kinase kinase kinase 12-like. The record is from RefSeq and is a predicted model, not a curated record. Gene Ontology annotation, biological process: JNK cascade; protein autophosphorylation. The transcript has 14 exons. NCBI's taxonomy places the organism in Eukaryota, Metazoa, Chordata, Actinopteri, Istiophoriformes, Xiphiidae. Bases 149 to 2971 code for a protein of 940 amino acids. Gene Ontology annotation, molecular function: ATP binding; JUN kinase kinase kinase activity.